AUGGCCGACAAAACCUCUCCUUCUCUGACGGCCGUGGCGGUCUCUUCUGUCAUUCUUGGCCUGCUGGCAGGCUAUUUCAUAGGCCAGGGCUCCAGUAUCGGUGUUUUUGGUGGUUCCGGAAGUGCGAACCAGGCAAAGAAAAGCUGGCCAAACAGCUACGACGUCAAAGUCCACGCCGACUCGAGCGACGACCAAGCAGACGACGAGGAUGAAGCGGACGACGAAGAGGAAGAUGAUGGGAAAGAGUUGAAUGACUUCAAGGACUCAACGGAGGAGGUGAAGCUUGUUUUAGCAGUGAGGACAGACCUAGGCAUGGGCAAGGGCAAGAUUGCCGCUCAAUGCUCCCAUGCGACUCUGGCGUGCUAUAAAUACCUACUCAACCAUGUCACUUCGGCUCCUCUGCUGAAACGUUGGGAAUGGGGUGGACAGCCGAAGAUUGCGGUGCAAGUCAAGUCUGAGGAGGAGUUGGAGACACUUCAGGCACAAGCUAUUAGCUUGGGGCUCUGCGCAAGGAUCAUACACGACGCUGGCAGGACACAAAUCGCCGCCGGCAGUGCCACGGUACUGGGCGUUCUCGGGCCCAAGAGUGUGGUUGAUCAGGUCACCGGUCACCUGAAACUUUUAUGA
Fonsecaea nubica is the source of this 627-nucleotide messenger RNA. RefSeq lists its product as hypothetical. Gene Ontology annotation, cellular component: mitochondrion; cytosol. The record is from RefSeq and is a predicted model, not a curated record. Gene Ontology annotation, molecular function: peptidyl-tRNA hydrolase activity. The transcript has 2 exons. Lineage: Eukaryota; Fungi; Ascomycota; Eurotiomycetes; Chaetothyriales; Herpotrichiellaceae. The coding region runs from base 1 to 627 and encodes 208 amino acids.